Durusdinium trenchii is the source of this 1672-nucleotide messenger RNA. NCBI's taxonomy places the organism in Eukaryota, Dinophyceae, Suessiales, Symbiodiniaceae. The record is from the annotation of a GenBank genome assembly.
CUUGUUCUUGGCUCCUGAUGCUGGCUUGAAGUCUUGUACGUCACGAUCUUCUUUAACGCGCUCAGGCUCCUGCAGUAGCUUCUCUUCAGAGACCGACGUUGAGGGGCUCAGUGUCGACCUGCCCGACCAGGUGGUGCUGCAGACCAGUGGGCUCUUCCGCAGCCCAGAGGAGUCGCCCAAAUCCCGGCGAUUGCAGUGGCUUCCUUUGGAGUCCUUUCGAGGUCGCAUCCUUUUGGACGAGGCUCGGCUGCAGCUCUUGCGCCCGGAGCUGCCGAUCAAAUGUGACACGGCGGCGUGGAUGAAUCCUGUUCACGAGUCAGACUGGUCGCAAACGAUGGGCAAGCGAAGACGAACACGACGAGGAAGAUGGACAGCUGCAGAUCCCAACCCCUUCGGUGAUCCGGAGAAGGUGAUCCGGUCUGAAUCGUGGCUGUUCAUUGCUCAGCUUGCCUUGGUGAGCGCCACUUUGACCAGCACUUGUUUGCCGGACGCUGUGGCUGUGGAUCAGCGGCGCAACCUGACGAACAUCGCAGGGGAGUCCUACCCCGUGGGGGUGGGGGUGUUUACAUGGGCCAGCGCAGGGCUGACCAGUGCAAUGAUCGAGAUUCUCACCGAAGAAGUCUUGGGAUACAACACCCGAGUGGAGCCAACGCCGAUGUCAUCCAGCGUGCAGGGGAUGUAUGGCGCUCUCGGGUGUGUCACAUGGUACGAUGCCGAUGACCGUGGUUGUGACAACCGUAAAGUGCGCAUUCACAUGGUGAUGGACAGUUGGUGGUUAACCUUUCCCAACAUCAUUGCUACCCUCACCGAGCAAUAUCAGGGUGAGAUGCCCGUCUCGGGAGGAAGCAUGGGCUAUAGAGGUGGUUCUGGCAUGUACGUGCCCCGAAACGUUUUGGACACUGGAGCAGCGGAGGGAGCUGCUAUGGAGUACUACAAAAGCUACAAUGCAAGCUGGCAUCAACCUUGGAAGUACUUCGACAAUGUGACCGUCCUCAAUACCAGUGCGGAGUUUAUGCCAUGCGCCGCCACUACAAUGUCGCUCAACUCAACCGCCUACAACUAUUGGAAAAUGAGUGGCGACGAUGCGGGGGUGGUCAUCACAGGAAACACGUAUACGGCCUUUUGCCCAGACGGCUACACUUGGAUGGCUCCUUCUUGCAGGAGCAAUCCUUUGACAUGCAUCAUGUUCAUCACGGGCGGCGAUGGUUGGGAUGUGUCACAAGGUUUGCAGCGAAGCGCAGUCUUCAACAUUCCCUUGAUGAUUGGAGUUGCAAAUUCUUGGGCCAAUUAUUUGGCCCUCCCGCCGCAGUACAAAGCCUUGCUGUAUUGGUGGACGCCAGACAACUCAUUCUUGGAGCUGGACCCGAAGCCAUUUGUUUUGCCGCCCCAGGACAAAUUCGCCUACAGCCAAGGAGAUGUCACGACGGCGUCCGAAAAUGUUGAUAUCGCCAAGGUCAUCAGUUUCGACUUGGACUUCAUGGCGCCCAACUUGGUGAAAUUGUUGGCCCAGAGCCAGAUUUCAUUGGAUGAGAUCAAUGACAUGAUGCGCACAUGGAAGGCCAAUUCUUCCGCUUCGCGGCACGAGGUGGCCUGUGACUGGCUGCAGAAGAACGAGAACACGAAGUUGGAUCCCCGAUCCGACCGUUUGCAACCGAGGCUCUGGGCUUUAUAG